AUGGGAAGUGAAAACCAACCACAUGAAAAACCUAAGUCUUUUAGACCUCUCCGAUAACCGUUUGACCAACCUUGAAGAGUCGGCCAUGCAAGAUCUAGAAACCCUAUUUUUUUCUGGAAACCCAAAACUUUUGAUAGAUUUAGACAAUAAUCGACUCUCUUGUUCUUGUAGGAAUCUUGUGUUCUUAACGUGGCUUCGAUCAUAUAAGUCGCGUUUCAUUAAUUACGAAAACUACACUUGCAUGGAAGAUUCUUCGAAUCUUGAUCUAUCCAUUGACACAUUAAAGACUGAUUGUAAAUCCUACCUUUUGUGGUACAUAAUUGGAAGUAUUUCUGGCACGCUGUUUGUGAGCCUCGUUAUCAGCUUUUUGAUAUAUAAGAAUCGAUGGAAAAUUCGCUAUUUGCGUUAUAUCGCCAACAAGAAAUUUCAUGGCUACCAAAGACUUCCGCUCACUUCUGGAGGAGAAUUCGAAUAUGACGCAUACGUGUCGUAUUCUGUAAAGGAUGUCUCCUUCAUUAAAAAUGAAAUGGUGCCAAACUUAGAGGAGCGGUUUGGUUUGAAACUAGCCAUAAUGCAUAGAGAUAUGCCGCCGUGCGGCAACCAUGCAACAAACAUCAUGGAUUACAUCUGCCAAUGCAAACGAACACUUUGUGUGGUGUCUAAAAACUAUUUGGAGUCAACAUGGCAAGAUUAUGAAUUAAACAUGGCAAGAAUGGAAGGACUCGAAGCAAGACGGGGGAUGGCUUUUGUACAUCUAAUGUUGAUGCCCGACGUUUGUCAGUCAAAAUAUCCAAGAAAAGUUCGCGACUUUAUCAGGGAAGGUAACUACAUAGAAUACCCCGAUGACCAACUAGGAAAGGAAGUGUUUUGGGAAAUUCUAAAGAAGGAGAUUCAAAAAGAUUUACCGCUUUCUGCUUCCUUCACUUGACUAUGCUUAAUUGACUUUGUAUUGUUUUUCCUAUACAUUAAAUAUCAUUCUGCCUUUUAAGUGUUUUCUUCCCGACACUUCUGUUAAUAACUGAAGUAGAGAGAAGAUUAAAAGACAACAAAAACAUUUAAAAACAUCUGUAAAUAAGUAGGA
Messenger RNA from Magallana angulata, 1081 nucleotides. Its product is annotated as toll-like receptor 4. The transcript has a single exon. Gene Ontology annotation, biological process: immune response; toll-like receptor signaling pathway. Gene Ontology annotation, cellular component: membrane. NCBI's taxonomy places the organism in Eukaryota, Metazoa, Mollusca, Bivalvia, Ostreida, Ostreidae. The coding region runs from base 23 to 928 and encodes 301 amino acids. The record is from RefSeq and is a predicted model, not a curated record. Gene Ontology annotation, molecular function: protein binding; transmembrane signaling receptor activity.